GUAGAUUUGGCUGUUCUAAAAUUUGAAAAAAUCUCGUUAACAAUCUGGUGUUUCAGAAACGAGUUCGUGUUCAAAUUGUUGUCUGUCGCGGGUUAUUUUCUAGUGGAGGACACUCACAAACAAAGGAGCCACUGAUGCGAUAGUUCAUUUCAUUUUGUAACGGGACGUACGGCUAACGCAUGCUCGAUGCACACUUAAACUACACUAGCCGAAUGAUGGUUUUGUAGCGGCGUCAAGUAAGGAGAUAUAAUUCGAAGUGUUGUGUCGAAUAUUCUAUGUGAAUCGGGUUUAUUUUGCAGUGAGUGUUUCGGUGCUUCGCGGUAUUUUUUUAAAAUUAUGAUUUUACGCGUGAAGUGUUCUUAACUGAAAACCAGUGCACUAAUGCCUAUGAACCGCCGCAUUUAUCAUGUAGGAUCAGAGUGUGUAAAUAAAAUUCCAUAAUCAAAUAAUACUGCAUGUAGGUUACACUCCAAUCAAAUACAUUUAUUCCUUAUUUUUAAAAUGUAUGCUAAAGGAAAAGGAUCAUCAGUGCCGUCCGAUGCACAAGCCCGAGAAAAGUUGGCUUUAUACGUUUAUGAAUAUUUGCUACACGUCGGAGCACAAAAAGCUGCCCAGACAUUUCUUUCCGAGAUCCGAUGGGAAAAGAACAUAACAUUAGGCGAACCUCCAGGAUUUUUACAUUCUUGGUGGUGUGUGUUUUGGGAUUUAUAUUGUGCAGCCCCUGAAAGAAGGGACACUUGCGAACAUUCUUCCGAAGCAAAAGCUUUCCACGAUUACGGCUUUGUAAAUUCUGGAUAUGGAGUCAAUGGAAUCGCUCACAAUACUGGUCCAGCGCCUAGUCCGUUGGCACAGAUGCCAGCCGAUGGAAUGCCCGGAGGUCCAAUACCACCGGGAUUUUUUCCUAAUUCAACGUUGCGACCCUCACCCCCCACUCACCCGUCAAGUCAGCCGUCACCCCAUUCACAACCCCCACCCCCACACUCAAACAUUAUGACAUCACAGCCCUUCAUGAACCCAAGGUAUCCUGCAGGACCACGACCUGGUGUAAGAAUGCCCCAAAUGGGAAGCGAUUUCAAUGGACCCCCUGGACAACCCUUGAUGCCGAAUAAUAUGGACCCCACUAGACAAGGUGAUGGCGGAGAUUUUGUAGGUUGGCAAGGGGGUCCUCCGGCUAUAAACAGAAUGAACCCUCCUCGAGGGCCCUCGAUGGGGCCCCUAGGGCCCGGAUCGUACGGUCCUGGUCUUAGGGGGCCCCCGCCCAACAGUAGUCUAGGACCUGGAGGACCAAUGCCUCCAAUGACUAUGGGAGGACCUGGAGGACGACCGCAAUGGCAACCUAAUACGUCGACACCAAUGAACUAUUCAUCAUCAUCACCGGGCAACUACGGAGGACCUCCUGGAUCAGCAGGACCCGCUGGUCCAGGAACGCCGAUUAUGCCCAGCCCACAGGAUUCCAGUAAUUCAGGAGGCGAAAACAUGUACACAUUAAUGAAACCAGCAGUGGGCGGCAAUAUGCCAGGCGACUUCCAGAUGGGCGGCGGGCCCGACUCGGGAGGCCCCAUGGGUCCGAUGGGACCCAAUUCGAUGGGGCCAGUAAUGAAUGGUGAUGGGAUGGAUGGAAUGAAAAAUUCGCCUGCUAACGGUGGCCCCGGAACGCCGAGGGAGGAUAGCGGAAGCGGAAUGGGAGAUUAUAAUUUAGGGGGCUUUGGAGGACCUGGAGAAAAUGACCAAACGGAAUCGGCUGCUAUUUUGAAAAUAAAAGAGAGCAUGCAAGAAGAGGCCAAGAGGUUUGAGAAAGACUCGGAUCACCCUGAGUAUUUCAUGCAAUAACUCACCUCGGCUGGCCCUCAAUAGGCUGGUGGACUAUGCCUCUUCCCUUGACCUAACCUACUAACACGGGCGGUGGUGUGUUCAGCAAAAGUCGCCAACUCUUCGGGCUGCGCCACUAGUCAUCACUCUUCUAUUUGUUUCCAGAUAUUCCUGUGAUUCCAGAACAGGGACCACAGGACACAUCGCACAUGUCAAGUUCCUUCAUCCUGAUUUAUUACACUCACAUUUUGUCCACCAGCCUAGGCGGGCUGGACCACCCACUGAUGUACGUUGCAAUCACGGCCACCCAGUCAGUUGAGUCUCGUAACAGUUCUUACUACAUCAUUCUAGAACAUAUAGAGAUGUUGAAUUCUAUUUUAACCUUCUUGGGAUAUCUUUUCUUCUUUCGUUUUGUUUAUUUUUAAUUCGAUUCAAUUGUUCUAUGUUCAGUUUCCCAAAACCUGUUCAUUUUAUGGCAGAAGUACAAAAUUCCUGCCAGAAUCAAAUUUUUUAAAUCUUAUCUAAAUAAAAAAAAAAAAAAAAAAUGCUUUUGUUCCUUAUUGAUUGGUGUGCUAAUCUUCACUAAUAAGUUUUAAGAUAAUACGUACAUGCCUGGCUGUAGGUGGGUUAAAAACAACAAUGAAAAACUUUUAUUCAAGAAAAAUUAAAAAUUGUUUUUUUCACAGGUAAUAAAAUGAUUUGUGAAAAAAAGUCAGCACUUCAUUGGCGAAAUCUCCCCAGCAGAUCCUAUAAUUUUUUUGUAAUUUAGUUACGAAAUGUCAUCUUUUUGACAUUGAUUUUAGUUGUCAAAAGUGGUUCAUUUUAACACAAAUGCCAAAAUGAGCAGUGUGUUCUAAUACAGUGUUAAAAUGAGAUCUCAUUUCAUCACUGAGUGUUGAAAUGGGAUUAAGAGUGCGUUCCCUGUUUUUGCACACAAUGUGAUGGACCACUCGCUUCGCUCGUGCUCCAAUCUUCACAUUUAGUGCAUGAAUAGCUAUUUUGCCAGGUCAAUAGCUUUUGACUCUAGAAUUUAUUCAGUUUUAAUCCCACUGGUGCCAAAAAAAAAUCAUUAUGUAUUUGAACUUUUAAUAAUUUACAUUUUGUAAAAUUAUGAAAGUACCUUUAACUUUUGUAGUAAACAAUCAAUAAGAAAUUUGCAGUUCUUGAAUGGUUUUCGCAUAAUAUUAGGUUGGAGCAACUGCCCAAAGGUAAUCUAAAAAUACUCUUAUGCAACUCGGGACUUGAAGUUCCGGUUUCCAAGUGACUAAAAUCUAAAAAACGGAAUAAAUAUUGAAAAAUAAGUAUAAAAAGAGCAAACAAAUAAGAAACCAAGAAAAGAUUUUCCACAAUUCUACUUUUAUCUACUAAGUCAAAAUGUAUGUAUAACUGGCUAUAAUUUAUGUUUUUUGUUUAAUCUGUAUAUAUUGCAAACCGUAAAAUAUAUGUAUAUUUUGGUUGUCUAAUAAAAAUCCGACAUUAGUAGAUUGUUAAGUGAUUUAUUGGCAUUUUUUUUACAAUUGUAAUAGCAUAAGAACAGAAUUUUAUUAGAAUUAAACUGUCUAAUAGAUAUCUGUUAUAAAUGUGAUACAGAAAUACACUGAUUGAUGUUAAGUAUAGUAGAAGUUCGAAAAUAAAAUGCGAUAGAUUUUUGGCUAAUUUUUCAGUGAAAGAAGAUGAAAAUAAAAUCAAAAACAAAUUCCCUGUAUUGUGAAAUAUAUAUUCUCCAAAAAAUACUUAUUUGCCAUCAACUUUCACUUGGUAAUAAUUAGCCUUUCUUUAUCGAUUCUACCAAUACAUAGAUCAUCACAUCAGCCAUUACUAUAAAUUAUUUUAUUACAUUAUCAUAACAUAAUGUAAACAUUUUUAGGGUUUUUUGCUCAUGCUCUUGAGACAUUUAAUUCUUAUCAAAUUUUGUAUAUUUCGAAUUCGCAUUGUUUUAUUACCUACAUUGCAUCACAUUUAUUAUUUUACCUGUGCUAAAAUAUUUUUUAGCUUUAAAAUAAUGAUUUAGUUACACUUUUUCAUGUAAUAACUGUUCGCCCUAUAAAAGUUUUUUAAUGUUAAUUUAAAAAUUUUAGUUACUUUGAUUAGUCCAAUUAUCCAAAAAGUCUUUAUUUAAAAAUUAAAACAGGAAUAUUUUUACUCUCAAAAAAGUAGCGUAAAACUUGUACACCACAUUGUAAGUAAAUUAUGAAAUAGAAUAAAACAGUGAAAUAUGUUCAUUUCCUCCAACUUCCUUAAAGGACUAGGCAUAGUUCACAUAAUUUUUUUUUUCACCGAUAAAUUAUUUGUUGGUUGGUUUAUCAACUGCUUCUAAUUAAUUCUUGUGGAAAUAAAUAAGUGAUAAAAGAUACUAUCUAACUCCCAAAGUAGCUAUUAGAGGUUCCUUCACUAAAUCAACUUGUUUAUUGUAUUGAACAAUGAGGAAUUAUUAUUUAUAUUAGACAAGGACCUUGCCUUAUCCUAAAACAAGAAAAUUGUCAAAUAAUCCUUCAUCUUCAUAUAUCUGACAAAUUUUCACUUGAAUUUUUGUUCUAGUACUGACAAAAAAAUGUAUCAGCUGCCUGCAUGAUAAUAAUUAUUUUCGGUUAGGAUAGCCCAUAAAUAUUUUAAUUUAGAAGUCUCUCCUUUCAAUUUUUGCAAUGGGAUUCAAUUUAUUUCAAUCAAUGUAUAAUAAUACUGGCUUGAUGUUUCAUGAUCUUUGGUUCUUCUGAAAUAAAUAUAUCCCAUACAAAACAUUUUGUACAAUUAAUUUCUUAGAUGAUACAAUAGAAAAUUGUUGUACAUAUUUUUUUUUUAGAUGAAAUAGGUACCUACCAAUGUUUAGAAAUUUGACAUCUCUACAAAAAAAAAAUCUGGAUUUUCAAAUGCUAGAACCUAAUACAAACAAGUUUUCAUUGAACACUUAAUAAUUCUAAUAUUAAGGUAUUUAUGCAGUUCUUUGAAAAUACCAGUGUUACUAUUAUGAUUGUAGUGUCUAUGGCAUGAUUCAACAUUUUUUUUUUUAGCUACAUAUUAUCAUUCUGACAAAUCCAGAUAGUGGGUGUAUACAGAGAUUUGUGAAAUAGUUUGGGAUAAUCUUAUAAAUGUAAUUGUAGAUAAAACUGAUCAAUGAUUUUUUCAUUAUUUGAAAUAAUUAAAAAUCAUUUACGGUACGUACAAGAAAAUGUAUGUAUAUACUUUGUAUAUAUAGUUGUACAAAUUUUUUUAAUAUUUUUGUUUUCUAAUAUUUAUAAUGGCUUAAAUGAAUUUUUCUUUUUGAUAGUGGAAUGUUUGUAUUAUUUUAUUAAUCGAUGUAUUGCAUUGCAAUAAAUAAUUGCAACAUAUUGAGAACUCCAACUGUUUCAACAAUGAUCUGUAUGCUCCUUACUUUUAUAACUCUUGAAUAAUUUCAGUUUACUUAAGUUAAGUAUCGAUCAGUAUUAUAAUUUAGUCUAUAAUUGUUAGAGAUUUUUUAUCACUUUUUCUUAAUCUUGAUUUAAACAUUUAGGCUGGGUAUUAUAAAACUAUUUUGAGAGUGAACUAGAAGUUAACUUCUGGAAUUACUAUGAAAUUCCAGAAGUUAACUUUAAGUUUUAUGUCAAAAUAGUUUUCUAAUAAUACUCGCCCUUAGAGGUUUUAAGCUUAUGACCAGUGAAUUAUUAGCUGCAGAGUGGAUAAAUAAAUAAAAAGCAUCAAGCAAUGUACAAGAAAAGCUCUAAAAUAUUCACAAUAAUUCCAAUAAUUGUAAAUAAAUGCACAUUAUAUUAAAACAUUAUGGUGAAUGGGAUAACGAGAAUACGUGUGGGCAGCUGAAAUAUUUUUUUAUUCAAUUAAUUUGGUCGCAUAUUUUUGAAGUUUGAUUAAAAACUUGACCACUAGACCAGUUAUUGUAUUUCAAUUAGCUCCAUCAAUUCAAUACACAAAAAUUUUAUCUUGCAAAAAUCCCAAAACGCAGUUUAGUUCUAGUACAAUAAGGGCUGGUAUUAUAAAACACUGAACCGAUGAUUGAGUUUCAACCUUCGGUUGAAUCCUAUCAAUUUGCAUGGAGUCAACCGAAGGUUGAAACUCAACGAUCGGUUCAGUGUUUUAUAAUACCGGCCAUAAGUGCUGAAUAUAAUAAGAUAACUACAUUACAUUCUAUAAAUGGGAAAUAUUGGGACAAUUUUACGAAGGCUUUAUUGAAUUUUUAAAAUAAUUACUCAAGAAGCACCAGUGAUUUUAUUAUUAUUUAUUCAACUUAUUCAAAUGCACUCUUUUUUAAGAUUUCAACUGGAAUUAGGAGUGUUAAACAGCACAAAAAUAGAUUUGUCAGAAUUGAUGAGAAAAUUAACUAAUAUAAUUAUGUAAAUACAUGCAAUAGUGAAAAUGAUGUUAAAUAUCAGAGUAAGGCUCUGAGAAAAAAAAAUUAAUUCUAUGACAUUAUACAAGUACAUUAAUGUAUUCUUGAUGUACGUUUCCACCUGAAAUUUUUUAAUUUUAUUGGUAAUUAUUUUAUUAACUUGGACCCUAAGUAGGAUUAAGAUGUUAAUUUAUAAAAUAUUCUCUUAAAUUAUAUACUUAAAUUGAUUUAUUAGGCUACUAGUUAGAUGAUUUGAAUGGGAGCGAAUGCGUGGAACGUCUGAUAAUGUGAUAUGAAAUUAUUGUGAAGAUGUGAAUUUUAUUAUUAAUAUUAUUGUUUUCUUUUUUGUAUGGAUAAUAAAUAUCAAAAGUUUAA
Messenger RNA from Ceutorhynchus assimilis (cabbage seed weevil), 6505 nucleotides. The record is from the annotation of a GenBank genome assembly. Lineage: Eukaryota; Metazoa; Arthropoda; Insecta; Coleoptera; Curculionidae.